AUGAAUUUCUAGAAUUUAACAGGAGAACUAGAAGUGUUUUACAAUAAUCAUGGAGUCUAAUUGGCAGGAAUCAAUUUCCCACCUAAAGUUGAGUUAUUAGAAUAACUGAAAACUAAAUUGGAAAAUAAAAUAUAUGAUGCAGGAGAAUAUUUUAAGAUAGUCGAUGAUCAAGAACAGGAAUCAUAUGUGUUGUAAUGCACGAAGCCAUUGAAAGCAUAUGAACAAGUGUUCUUGAUUGAUCAUGCUUUGAGUUUCAGAUACACUGAACUACAUACAGCAAUUAAAUAAGUCGACAGACUGAAGAAUAUGCUUAAAUAUUAGAAUAAAAAAUAGCCAUUAUUCAAAAUAGAUAAGGUGUAUUAUCAUACUGAAGACUUUGAUGAAAUGGCAUUAGAAACAUUGAAGGAUGUUAAACCAAAAGAAGAUACAUUCGCAAUAAGUUUCUUUGGAAAUCAAAUAGCUUAAAUAGAAGAAGUCAUCCACUUUCUCAAUAAUCAUAAAUAAAUUAAGGCAAUAUGGUUAAAUGGCAAUCCAGUUGCAGAGGACAAAGAACAAUUACUAUAAAAUAUUGAAGCACAAUGUCCACAAGUAGAACUAGUGGAUUUGUCAUUUACAUCAAAUGCAACUGAAUGGGUAAUAAGGUAUGUUACAGCUGAUUUUGACACCAAAAAGGCAAGCAGUUAAGAACCACUUAACUAUUUGAAUCUCUCAGGCAGAAAUGUAUUGAGAAUGAAAUCUGUCAAGUAGAUUGCAAAUUGGUUCCCUAAAUUACGAGUCUUGGAUAUCAAGAAUACUAAAUUAAAUGAUUUAGAGGAUGUUAAUGCCUUUUUCAGUCUACUACCAAAUGUAGAAUAUUUGACAUGUGAUUUGGAAGUUGAAGAUGUACUUUAUGAGUUACACAAAACCAAUAAAUUAAACGCAGUGUCUCCAUAUUUACGAUUAGUAAACCAGAGAGAUAUUAGAUAUGAAUCAUAUACACCAGCUAAGGAAGAACAAAAUGAUAUUUAAUUAAUCAAGCAAAAUCUAUUUAAAUUGACAGGCAAUUAUAGAUUAUUAACAACUGACUAAAUGGAUGAAUCUGCAGUAUGGUAUUUAAUGGAUGAAUUGGGAUCAAGCAUUUAACAUUCAGAUACACCUAAUGUAAGUGUAGUGCCAUUUUUGUAUUUACCAAAUGGUAAAAUAGAUGACGAUGCUGUUGCCUAUAGUAUUAUAUUCCCAAUUAAAGAUAUUCAUGAAUAGCCAAUUUUUAGAGAUUACUUACCAGGGGUUGAUGAAGCCAAAUUCCGUUCUUAUAGAUUGAAUGUUUGGUUUGAUAUUCCUUACGACUUUAUCUUAAAUGGUUAUAAUGAAUACAAAACCAAAUUACACAAUUUAAAGAUCGCUCAGCCUGAUGUAAUAGCUAAACCUAUUGAAUAUUUGCCUAAGGAGAAUGUCAAAGUCAUAACAGAUUUAGAAAUGGUCACCAAAAAUCUUACUUUGCCAUACGUAUCCUUUACUUUGGACUUGGAUGAAGCCAAUUUAGUAUUCUUUAGUGCUGGUGUCCAUGAUGACAUUAAUGAAAAGUAUGCUGACAAAUUUAUUAAUCAAUAUCCUCAUGAAUAUGCCAUCAUCUCUAAAGAGAAAUUAGCCAAUACAAUCUAAAGUACUUAUGGGGAUGUACCUUGGCUAUAGGAAACAUUUAAUUUGCAAACCCAAUUACCCUUAUUCAUGGGAGCAUAUAAAACUAGAGAACUCCAACAUCUUAACAACCUAUGGAUUAUCAAGCCUCCUAAUAUGGCUAGAUCUAUGGAUAUGGUAGUGACAAAUAAUUUAGAUGUCGUACUAAGGCUGAUUGAAACAGGACCUAAAUUAGCUCAAAAAUAUAUUGAAAGACCUCUAACAUUGAGAAAUAGAAAAUUUGAUUUGAGAUUCAUAGUUGCUCUAAAAUCCAUUGAACCCUUGAGUGUUUACUUAUAUAAAACAUUUUGGAUCAGAAUUUCUAAUAAUCCAUAUACUGAAGAUGUCAAUACAUUAUCCAUAUACGAAACUCAUUUUACUGUUAUGAAUUAUGGUCAUAAAUUAACAUAAGUUUUUAUGCAAGAAUUUAUAGAGGAAUUCAAUAAGGAAUACUAUCCACAUACAUGGGAAAAAUAAUAUGAGUCAAUUUAAGAGAUGGUUAGACAGUUAUUCAUUGCUUUGAGAACUCAUUAGCCGGAUAUGGCUAAUUACACAAAGAAUAGAAGUGUUUACGGAAUGGAUUUGAUGAUUGAUAGCAAUGGAUUCUAACCAAAAUUAUUAGAAAUGACCUUUUCUCCUGAUUGCACAAGAGCAUGUAAAUACACUCCAACCUUUUACAAUGAUUUAUUUGAAUGCCUAUUUUUUGGAGUGGAAAACUAGAAUAUGAUAUAAAUAUUUAAUUGA
Paramecium tetraurelia is the source of this 2400-nucleotide messenger RNA. RefSeq lists its product as uncharacterized. Gene Ontology annotation, biological process: protein modification process. The record is from RefSeq and is a predicted model, not a curated record. The transcript has 3 exons. Lineage: Eukaryota; Ciliophora; Oligohymenophorea; Peniculida; Parameciidae.